UUCUUCAAAAUUCACUCAUUACACUACCCAUCUCACACUUCUCUCUAUUUCUUGUUUCUUGAUUUUGUAUCUUCCAAAUCCUCUUUUUCAUGGAGUUGAUUACUUCUUCUUCUUCCUCCUUAUUGGUGGAAUCCAUUUCAAGCAUUUUUAGCUUGAUUUUCUUUGGAUUUACCCUAUUAUUCUCUCUUUUCUCUUUACUUAUCUUUCUUUCGAGAUUAAAGCCAUGGUGUAAUUGUCAGAUUUGCAAAAGCUAUGUCACUGCUUCGUGGACAAAAGAUUUUGCAAAUCUUUGCGAUUGGUAUACUCAUCUUCUCAAGAAAUCCCCAACCGGUACAAUCCACGUUCAUGUUCUUAAUAAUAUAAUUACUGCAAACCCUGAAAAUGUUGAAUACAUUCUCAAAACCAAUUUCGAAAACUACCCGAAAGGGAAGCCUUUUUCUGCUCUUUUGGGCGAUCUUCUGGGCAAAGGUAUUUUCAACGUCGAUGGCGAUGCCUGGAAAUUUCAAAGAAAAAUGGCGAGUCUGGAGCUGGGCAGCGUAUCAAUAAGAUCAUACGCUUUCGAUCUUAUAACAAGUGAAAUUAAAGAAAGAUUGCUUCCUCUUUUAUCCUCAGUCUCUUCCGAAAAUCGAAGUUUAGAUUUACAAGAUGUUUUCAGAAGAUUUUCCUUCGAUAGCAUUUGUAAAUUUUCCUUCGGGUUGGACCCGGGUUGUUUAAAGCUUUCUUUACCCGUAUCAGAAUUCGCUCUUGCUUUUGAUACUGCAUCAAAAUUAUCAGCAGAACGAGCUUUAACUGCAUCGCCAUUGAUUUGGAGAAUCAAAAGAUUUUUCAACGUCGGAUCGGAAAAAAUCCUUAAAGAAGCUAUAAGGAUGGUGGAUGAGUUAGCAGAGGAGAUGAUAAGGCAUAGAAGAAACGUGGGUUUCAUGAACAACAAAGAUCUUUUAUCAAGAUUUAUGGGAUCCAUAAAAGAUGAGAAAUAUCUUCGAGAUAUUGUUAUUAGCUUUCUAUUAGCAGGUCGCGAUACAGUUGCAUCAGGGUUAACCAGUUUCUUCUGGUUGUUAACGCAAAACUCAGAUGUUGAAGAAGCAAUUCGAGAUGAGUCGGAUCGGGUUCUCGGAUUAAAUAAAGAGAUUACUUGUUAUGAUCAAUUAAGAGAACUGCAUUAUUUAAAUGCUGCCAUUUAUGAGAGCUUGAGGUUAUUUCCACCGGUACAAUUUGAUUCUAAAUUCGCACAAGAAGACGAUAUAUUACCUGAUGGCACAUUUGUCAGUAAAGGUACUAGGGUCACAUAUCAUCAAUAUGCAAUGGGUCGGAUGGAUCGGGUAUGGGGUCCGGACUGUCUAGAAUUCAAGCCAGAAAGAUGGUUAAAGAAUGGGGUUUUCGUACCGGAAAAUCCAUUCAAGUAUCCAGUUUUUCAAGCCGGAUUUAGGGUUUGUUUGGGAAAAGAAAUGGCAUUAGUUGAGAUGACAAAUGUAGCUCUUGCGGUGAUUAGAGCAUUUAAUGUUCGGGUUGUGGAUCCGGAACAAGCUCCGAGAUUUUCUCCGGGUCUUACUGCCACAGUGAGAGGUGGGUUACCGGUUGUGAUUCAAGAAAGGGAAUCAUCAUCAUCAUCAAAAUCAUCAUGAUCAGCAAAUCACCAUUGUCCAUUAUUGAUUAGGUCUUGGAUAGUUAGAUGAUCAAUUAUGUACAUAUUAAUUAUUAAUGAUCCAUAUCACUCCUAAUUAAUUGGUCAAAAUAUAUGAAUUUGAUGAGUACCUACCUUUGUUGUACAAA
Jatropha curcas is the source of this 1770-nucleotide messenger RNA. RefSeq names its product cytochrome P450, family 94, subfamily C, polypeptide 1 (gene CYP94C1). NCBI's taxonomy places the organism in Eukaryota, Viridiplantae, Streptophyta, Magnoliopsida, Malpighiales, Euphorbiaceae. The record is from RefSeq and is a predicted model, not a curated record. Gene Ontology annotation, molecular function: oxidoreductase activity, acting on paired donors, with incorporation or reduction of molecular oxygen; iron ion binding; heme binding.